Molecule: messenger RNA, 989 nt
Organism: Mesitornis unicolor (brown roatelo)
Lineage: Eukaryota; Metazoa; Chordata; Aves; Mesitornithiformes; Mesitornithidae
Gene: SDHB
Product: succinate dehydrogenase complex, subunit B, iron sulfur (Ip)
Exons: 8
Coding region: 22-936 (304 amino acids)
Biological process (GO): respiratory electron transport chain; aerobic respiration; tricarboxylic acid cycle
Cellular component (GO): mitochondrial membrane
Molecular function (GO): iron-sulfur cluster binding; electron transfer activity
Source: RefSeq, a predicted model, not a curated record
GGCUGUGUUGCCGUUGUUUGGAUGCAGAUGUGUCGGGGAGCGCAGACAGCAGCCGCGGCAGCGCCCCGGAUCAAGAAGUUUGCCAUCUACAGAUGGGAUCCCGAUAAGCCCGGGGACAAGCCCCGCAUGCAGACAUACGAAGUGGAUUUGAAUAAAUGUGGACCUAUGGUGCUCGAUGCUCUGAUCAAGAUCAAAAAUGAGUUGGACUCCACCCUGCCCUUCCGCGCCAUCUGGUGGUUUUACAUCGCAGAGCUGCUGGCUGGUUCUCGGGCAGCGUUUCUUGAAGACGGCCCGAGGGUGUGUUUGAGGCCAAGAGGAUUUUUCUCAAGUAGGAUAAGAGGGAAAAUAUCUGAUGCUUUCUUCUUCUCCUCUUCCUCAGGCAUCUGCGGUUCUUGUGCUAUGAAUAUCGCUGGUGGAAACACGCUGGCCUGUAUCAAAAGAAUUGACCCCGAUCUCAACAAGACCACUAAAAUCUACCCUCUCCCUCACAUGUACGUGGUGAAGGACCUUGUUCCAGACUUGAGUAACUUCUACGCACAGUACAAAUCCAUCGAGCCUUACCUGAAGAAGAAGGAUGAGUCAAAACAGGGCAAGGAGCAGUACCUGCAGUCCAUAGAAGACCGUCAGAAACUGGACGGACUCUACGAGUGCAUCCUGUGUGCCUGCUGCAGCACCAGCUGCCCCAGUUACUGGUGGAACGGGGACAAGUACCUGGGUCCUGCGGUACUGAUGCAGGCCUAUCGCUGGAUGAUCGACUCCAGGGAUGACUACACAGAGGAACGCCUGGCGCAGCUUCAGGACCCGUUUUCUCUCUACCGCUGUCACACCAUCAUGAAUUGCACAAGGACUUGCCCUAAGGGUUUGAACCCCGGCAAAGCGAUCGCCGAGAUCAAGAAGAUGAUGGCAACGUACAAAGAGAAGGCGGCGGCUGCGUAAUUGUGCUCCCAAACUGGACGUGCACCACACAAACAUGCUUUACCUGGAAAUAA